CCCGGGGUUAAGGGUGAAAGGUUACAUCCAAUAUGGCCGCCAAUAAACGAGUGCUGUAUGUUGGUGGUCUGGCAGAGGAGGUGGACGAGAAGGUGUUACAUGCAGCCUUUAUCCCAUUUGGAGACAUCACAGACAUCCAGAUACCGUUAGACUAUGAAACAGAAAAGCACAGAGGAUUUGCUUUCAUUGAGUUUGAACUGGCAGAGGAUGCUGCAGCAGCUAUUGAUAACAUGAAUGAGUCUGAGCUUUUUGGACGAACUGUCCGAGUCAACAUCGCCAAACCCAUGAGAAUCAAAGAAGGUUCUUCUCGACCAGUAUGGUCGGAUGAUGACUGGCUGAAGAAGUUCUCAGGGAAGACCUCUGAGGAGGCUGAGGCGGAGGCAGCAGGUGGAGAAACAACCACCAUGGCAACACCAGAGUCUGAGCCCCCAGCUAAAAAGGGCAGAGUUAAUCCCCGGGUCUACAUGGACAUCAAGAUCGGCAACAAACCGGCAGGGAGACUAUGCUUCCUCCUGCGGGCUGACAUCGUUCCUAUGACUGCAGAGAACUUCCGCUGCUUGUGCACACAUGAGAAAGGCUUCGGCUACAAGGGCAGCAGCUUCCACCGCAUCAUCCCUGAGUUCAUGUGCCAAGGAGGCGACUUCACCAACCACAAUGGCACAGGCGGCAAAUCCAUCUACGGCCACAAGUUCGAUGAUGAAAACUUUGUCCUCAAACACACCGCUCCAGGGCAGCUCUCCAUGGCCAACUCCGGGCCAAAAACGAAUGGCUCUCAGUUCUUCAUCACCACUGACAAAACAGACUGGCUGGAUGGCAAACAUGUGGUGUUCGGAGAGCUGGUGGAGGGGAUGGAUGUGCUCCGUGCCAUGGAGGCGCAGGGGACAAAGAGUGGGAAGCCGAAGCAGAAAGUGAUCAUCUCAGACUGUGGGGAAUACGUGUGAAAGAAAAAAAAAAAAAAAGUGUGUGCUUGAUAUUUCUGUGUGUAUGUAUGGAGGCUGUGUA
Messenger RNA from Toxotes jaculatrix (banded archerfish), 1002 nucleotides. It is a transcript of the gene ppie, whose product is annotated as peptidylprolyl isomerase E (cyclophilin E). The record is from RefSeq and is a predicted model, not a curated record. Bases 33 to 941 code for a protein of 302 amino acids. Gene Ontology annotation, biological process: protein peptidyl-prolyl isomerization; protein folding. NCBI's taxonomy places the organism in Eukaryota, Metazoa, Chordata, Actinopteri, Toxotidae. The transcript has 10 exons. Gene Ontology annotation, cellular component: intracellular membrane-bounded organelle. Gene Ontology annotation, molecular function: peptidyl-prolyl cis-trans isomerase activity; RNA binding.